AUGGUGGAUAUGAAAGUAAUUAUGAAUGUUAUUACAACCAUAUUAACUUUUGUAGAAGGCGUAGUGGAUCAGGUUGCACCUAUAGUCAAUAAAUUUCUUGAUAGAAAACCAUCUCCACCACCUCAGCCAACAAUUAAUCCGAAUUGUCAACCACCUCACUGUGGUAUUUCACCAUAUUAUUGUCCUAAUGAACAAUUAUCACCAAUUUGUCUUCAAAGAAAAAUGGCUGUUGAUGAUGGUAUUCCGCGUCGUCUUACGACAUUGCCGUCCGAUACUGACGAUAAUAUUAAUGAAAGAUCAGAGAAAUCUUCAACAUCAAUGUCACCAAGCAGCACAAUUAUGUUAGUAUUCGUUAGUGUGAUUGCAUUAGCUAUAAUUGGUUUUUUAUGGAUACGAUGCAGGCAUCAAAAUGAUGAAACAUGGAAUUAUGAUGAUCGUAAAAGUAGUACAUGGACUGUAUAA
Rotaria sordida is the source of this 462-nucleotide messenger RNA. The record is from the annotation of a GenBank genome assembly. Lineage: Eukaryota; Metazoa; Rotifera; Eurotatoria; Philodinida; Philodinidae.